AAACUCAGUAAAAAAAGGAACACAGCAAGGAGAACUAGCAGCAUGGUGAGAUACGAAACAACAUUAGUAGAUAUGGAAGCCGGUGUCGGGGGAGUUUAUCAGACAACCGUGGCACCUGUACCGGUUAAUUCUUCAAGAAGCUGGAUAUGGAAGACACUCGCUGCAGUUGCUUUUGUUGGCCUCUGCGUUGUGGCUGCAUUUUUCUUCACCUGGCAUGUGAUGAAGCCAAACGAAGAAGGUCAGAAACCCAACAGAGAACAUCUAAAACAACAAAUCACCACACCUUCAGCUUCCUCAGACCACGGAAAAGUGCUGAAGCAGAUCGCUCAGAGCACAAAGGCUGCCAUUCACUUGCAUGGUGACCCUUCAGGACAAUCGCUGAAAUGGGUUGGCGGUGUGGAUCAGGCAUUCCAACAGGGCGGCCUCAGGCUGGAAAACAACGAGAUCAUCAUUCCUAAGGAUGGUCUUUACUUUGUGUACAGUCAAGUGUCGUACGAAACUUUGUGCGUUGAAGAUGUUGAAGGAGAUGGUCAAAAGUACCUGAGCCACACCAUCAAUCGAUACACAGAUGCGGUGAGGGAAAAGAUGCCUCUGCAAAACUCGGCCAAUUCCGUCUGCCAGUCUCUAGAUGGAAAAACGUCCUACAGCACCAUUUACCUUGGAGCCGUCUUUGAUCUUUUUGGGGAUGACAGGCUGUCGACCCACACCACUCGAGUGGGCGACAUCGAGAACAACUACGCCAAAACAUUCUUCGGGGUGUUCGCGUUGUGAUUUAAUAGUCGUGUGGCUCUAGUAUGAAAAAACAGUGUUUUAUGUUAAAACAUUGAAUGUAUGUUCUCAGGGCAAGAAAUUCGACUAAGGCUAAGAGGCCUCCCUGCAUCGUGAUGACUUGUUUUAUAUGUAAAACAAAGCCGAUGCAGUGAGAGUUGUGCACUGAAUACCAUGUAGUCAGUCAAGAGCACUAUAACAAGGGCACUACAAUUUGUGUACUUAUCGCAAGCUAAUGUGACGUUUGAUUAUCUUACGUAUUUCGUUGUAGAAAUAAGUAGACUUUUAUUUUAUUUUUGCUGUUGUAUUGAUCUAUUUAUAACUUUUACACCUAUUUAUAUAUUGUAUUUGUUGUAUUUAUCUAUUUAUUAAUGACUCCAUGCUGUUAUUUGCCGAAUGAAUGUAAUGAAAUGUGUUUCCGACACUCCUCUGUGAUUUUAAAAAUAAAUCAA
Molecule: messenger RNA, 1220 nt
Organism: Danio rerio (zebrafish)
Lineage: Eukaryota; Metazoa; Chordata; Actinopteri; Cypriniformes; Danionidae
Gene: tnfb
Product: tumor necrosis factor b (TNF superfamily, member 2)
Biological process (GO): immune response
Cellular component (GO): membrane; extracellular region
Molecular function (GO): tumor necrosis factor receptor binding; cytokine activity
Source: RefSeq, marked provisional